UUUCUUAUCCCAAAAACAAUAUAAAAAAUCAAACCUUUUAAAUUUUUACUCUAAAAUAAUCAAAAACAAUCUUCAAAAAUCCACAAAUUAAAUUCACCAAUGGCAACAUCAAUUACAAAGCCACCACAAAACCCACUUCAAGAUCGUGUAGCAAUAGUCACCGGCUCAUCCAGAGGCAUCGGCAAAGACAUAGCUCUCCAUUUAGCUUCACUGGGAGCUAAGCUUGUUAUAAACUACACUUCAAACCAGGAUCAAGCUAAUCUUGUGGCUCAAGAAAUUAAUAAUUUUUAUUAUGGUUCUGAUUAUGAUUCUUCUAACCCAAGAGCCAUUUCUGUUCAGGCUAAUGUCUCUGAUCCAAUCCAUGUCAAGUUUUUAUUUGAUGAGGCUGAAAGAGUUUUUGGGGGUCCUGUUCAUAUCUUUGUUAACUCUGCUGGUGUUUUGAACUCUGAGUAUCCUUCUGUCGCUGACACUUCUGUGGAGGAUUUUGAUUAUACUUUCAGUGUCAACACUAAAGGUGCAUUCUUAUGCUGCAAAGAGGCAGCAAAUCGGCUGAAACGAGGUGGUGGAGGGCGAAUAAUAGUGUUAUCAUCAUCUCAGGUGGGUGCAUUGAGGCCAGGAUUCGGGGCAUAUGCAGCUUCGAAAGCAGCAGUAGAGGCGAUUGUAAAGAUACUAGCGAAAGAGCUCAAAGGAACCGGGAUCACUGCAAAUUGCGUUGCACCAGGUCCUAUUGCAACAGAGAUGUAUUUUGCUGGGAAAACUGAGGAGCAAAUUCAGAGAAACAUAGAAGAGUGUCCGCUAGGCCGGCUUGGCAAGCCUGAAGAUGUUUCCCCUAUUGUUGGGUUCUUGGCUACUGAUGGCAGUGAGUGGGUUAAUGGACAGGUAAUUCGUGCCAAUGGCGGGUAUGUAUAGGUCUUGCAGAUGCAUCAUACGAGUUCGAAAGAUUGAUAGUUUCAACGAAGUUAAAGUGGUAAACAUUGGUACUUGGUUUUGCAGCGUCAUUUCGUGGAAUAUAAGUAGUUGAUUAUUUGUGCUGAAUGAACCUUCGAAUGUGAAUUUGUAGAAUGAAUGCCUGCAUUUGCUUGCUGGAAGGGUAUGAUUUGGAUUGUUAGGACAAAUUCUAGUAACAUUGCCAGAAAACUGAAGCUUUCUUGAUUAGUAUAAUCUAUGUUGCACGAAAAUGUGGAAACACGAAUCUCGUCAAGGGGAAGUUCCAUAAAUGUUUUGAGAGACGGAAACGAAAUGUAGGAUUCGAUAAGUUUCCGUGCAAUACAGAGUAUAAUGAAUUAGUUAGAGUCCAAACUCCAGAUCAAUUGUGUUAAUCAUAUGUAUGGUCCCCUGGAUAUUCUUGCUUGCUUGGCAAGGUUCAAAGAUAUAUUUUGUGGUUUCACUUA
Messenger RNA from Mercurialis annua (annual mercury), 1391 nucleotides. RefSeq names its product NADPH-dependent aldehyde reductase-like protein, chloroplastic. Gene Ontology annotation, molecular function: oxidoreductase activity. The record is from RefSeq and is a predicted model, not a curated record. The transcript is spliced from 2 exons. Lineage: Eukaryota; Viridiplantae; Streptophyta; Magnoliopsida; Malpighiales; Euphorbiaceae. Bases 100 to 909 code for a protein of 269 amino acids.